AUGGCGGCGGCGGGCGGCGCGGCGCGGCGGGGGCUGCUGAAGCGGAAGCCCAACUUCACGCUGCAGGAGAUCGAGAUCCUGAUGAGCGAAGUGCUCCGCUACGAACCGCUGCUCUUCGGCGCCGCCGCCAGCACCGUGAACGCCUACGAGAAGCAGAAGAUCUGGUGGCGCAUCACCAAUAAGAUCAACGCCGCCGGCCGCAACCAACGCGACAUCGGCGAGGUGAAGAACCGCUGGAGGGGGCUGCGCCGCCGCGCCAACGAUAAAAUCACCCGGCACCGGCAGGAGCGGCAGGGACCGGCACCGCGAACCAACGCGGCCCGGCACCACGGGGCCGCCGGAACCGGCACCGCCAGCGCUGAGCUCGGCCCCGGACCCGCGCCCCUAUGGGGACCGCGCGGCUGCGAAGCGGCACCGCUGCUCGGAGGGGAAAGGGCGGCACCGUGCGGUGUGAAGGAGGAGGCGGUGAAGGAGGAACCGAUGGAGGUGAAGACGGAGCCCUUCCAUGACCCCACGGACGGCAGCACCGUCCCGGCACGGCGGCAGCCCCGCAGCAGCACCCAGACACCCGGCGAGGGCUGGAGCCCCCCGCAGCCCCCCCACUCCGACCUGGGGAUCCAACCAGAACCUCCGGGCUGUGACUUUCCCAGCAGUGUCAUCUUCGAGCCGGACACCGAACAGCUCAGUGACUGCAGCGAAACGGGGGGGGGAACCCCCGGCGGGACGGACGGGACCCCCGAAAGCAGCGCGCGGCUCAGCCCGGCCGAGCUGCGCCUCAUCCGCUGCAACGAGCGCCUGGUGCAGGAGAUGCGAGCCUUCCGCAGGGAGUGCGCCGAGAGCCGCCGGGAGAUGGCAGCGGUGCUGCGCAGCAUCGCUCAGGCGCUGGGCGGCCUCAGUGCCAGCCUGGCCCAGAUCCGCGAGCGCUACCUCGGGGGGCACGCGGCCCCCCAGCCCUGAGCCCCCCCCAGCCCCCCGCCCGCGCCUCCCGUCCCCUUUUUAUUAUUUGAACUCCCCACUUCAAUAAAACUCAGCGCUGGCCCCUCGGUUUCCCCCCUCCUAAGGAGCCGCGGGUGGCUGAGGGGCUUUUUGUUAAUA
Messenger RNA from Lagopus leucura (white-tailed ptarmigan), 1095 nucleotides. RefSeq names its product myb-related transcription factor, partner of profilin-like. Bases 1 to 957 code for a protein of 318 amino acids. Gene Ontology annotation, cellular component: nucleus. The record is from RefSeq and is a predicted model, not a curated record. The transcript has 2 exons. Lineage: Eukaryota; Metazoa; Chordata; Aves; Galliformes; Phasianidae.